Molecule: messenger RNA, 665 nt
Organism: Rubroshorea leprosula
Lineage: Eukaryota; Viridiplantae; Streptophyta; Magnoliopsida; Malvales; Dipterocarpaceae
Source: the annotation of a GenBank genome assembly
GCAUUUGAGGGAAAAAACAAUGAUGAUCAUCCGAACAUCAUCUAUCUUUGCUUUCUUAGUACUGCUAAUGAUUGAAUCAGCAGCAGGCCAGGCUCUGGUGAAGCCUGGUUGUCGUCAAGACUCUUGUGGGGUUGUCAAGAUUCCAUAUCCCUUUGGAAUUGGAGUAGGUUGUUACAUGAACACAUGGUUUGAGGUCUCCUGCAAUGAAACUUCCAACCCUCCUAUUACUUUACUAGCCCGCAUGGAUAUUGAGGUGCUGUCCUUCGCUCUUGAUCACAGCAUUGUUGUAGUCAAAAGACCGAUGAUAGGGGAUUAUUCUGAGAUGAUUACAGUGAAACCUGUGAAUUUAAGUGGAAGUCCUUUCACGUCCUACCAGGGAGAACAGUUCUCCAUUCGACUCCAGGAAUAUGUUCCAGAUGUGUUUACCUGGCUGAUUUCUGAGGAGGAUGCAUCAAAAUUACCACAUAUAUAUCCUGAUGCAUUUCAGUGUUUACCGCCGAAUGAUAGCAUUUAUCCGUAUUUUUACCUUCUGCUUUAUAAUCCUUCUUCCCUGGUCCCAAACGGAACUCAGUUUUAUAAUUCUUCAAUGCCCCCAAACGGAGGUCGACAAUGUGUUUGUGGACCUGGAUUUCACGGCAACCCUUAUCUACCUCUUGGAUGUAAAG